CAACUGUCUAACUUUAUACUCGUUCUAAGAAGGAAUUUGGCCAACCAAAUCUCCUAAAUGUCCUAAGAAAUCCUUCACUGAAACUAUACAACAUUCCUGUUUUUAAGGAAAAUUCCUGGUCUGACAUUCACUCACCUUUUUAAAAUGAUAUGAAUUUUAGAGUAUCUGCCGUAUCGUCGAAAUGACAUGACGUCGAUGCGAGACGAGAAACGUCAUCCAUGGAUGUGUUCUCAUGGAUAUGUGAUGAUUCGUGUGGAUAUGCGUGGUUCGGGAGACUCGGAUGGGUUAUGCUAUGGUGAAUAUGAACCACAGGAACAGGAUGACUGUAUUGAAGUUAUUGAUUGGAUUAGGAAACAGCCUUGGUCUUCUGGCAAUGUUGGUAAGAUUUGAAGAAUAGGCAGUCAGUCAGCUUGAGGGCCUGACUUGGGCUUGAACAGUGAACACAUAUAUAGUCUGUAUAGCUUCAUUGAGGAAUUACUUUGUAGUAUUAAUAUUAUUCGAUGAUCAGUUAACUGACUUCAUGUAAAUUAUUUCAAAUUAUCUUGAUUUCGACUUUUAACGACAGAACAUUAUACAACAUUUUAGAGAUGAGCCGAUAUAAAAAAGCAAGCGGCCAUAGGCGUACGAGACAGGGGAAAACCAUGGAAAUUCGGGCAAAUCCUAGAAAAAAUCAAGAAAAUUCGGGCAGAUUUAUCCGCAGAAAAUAGGUUAAAUUCAGGUAAUUUCUUUACAAUCCUCCGCAAAAAUUCGGGCAAACUUUCAACUCCCUCCCCCCCUGGAAAGCAUCAGCCCCGUACGCCUAUGACCAAGCCUGUUUCCGAUAUCGAUUGUUGAGGAGCCAGUACAUACAGUACCAACCAUCGGCCGAUUGAUCGGCAAAACUGAUGAUCAUUUUGUCAGACGCUAAAGUUUUGUGGCGUUCUCGUCUUUGUCUAAAUACUCACUUGUUUCGCAAUGAAAGAAUCACGUUUUUCUAUUUUAACCACAACAGAUCUAUAGAAUAGAAUAGAAUAGGAUAGGAUAGGACAGGAUAGGAUAGGAUAGGAUAGGAUAGAAUAGAAUAGAAUAGAAACUUUAUUUCACGAGGGAAAACGUAUUAACCAUAAAAGUUAUCUAACAUACGGCCCUCACACUAUUUUGAUAUUUACAGGCAUAAAAAGUAUUAAAGAUUACUACUAUUUACAUAUGAGAAAAAAAAAUUAGUAAUGAAUACAAUUACAAUUUAGUAAAUAUUUACAAUAUAUACAAAAUAGGUCUUCGAUAUGGUUAGUAAGGUGAAAAUUGACAUGCACGAAAGCAGUGUUUUCUGUGUUUGCUCUUUUUUUACGCAUGUCUGAAAAACUGAAAUUUUUAUUCUUUUCUUGAAAAGAUAUGCAAUUUGAGGAAAACUUAAAAUGCUUUUACUAUAACGUGACCAUAUGUGUAAUAUACAAUGUCAAUGAAUGUGAGACAACAAUAGUCAAUACACAAUAUACUUUUAGAAUUAUGAAAUUAUUCUGCAUUAUCACGGUCAAUCUUAAUCCAAUAAUUAUGAAUUAUUCUCCUUAUAUUAGGCAUGUAUGGCAAGAGCUGGGGUGGUUUCAAUGGACUUCAGAUAGCAUCGAGGAAUCCCGAGGGUUUAAAAGGGAUCAUAUCUAUAUACUCGACAGAUGAUAGAUACGAUGAUAACUCGCACUAUAAAGGAGGAUGUAUCACUCCUGCUCAGAUGUUGUCCUGGUCGAGUCAUAUGCUCACAUUUACCUUGUCCCCUCCCGACCCACAAUUUGUUGGUGUCAAGUGAGUUUUCAAUUGUGGAGAUAUGUGACUAUAUGUCCAUAUUACGAUUCCUGAAUGAUAUUGACAAGGAUUAAGUUUGGCUUAGGGUCAUCGUUUACAGCUAUAGAUGAUUCCAGUCUUCCAGCUAUUGACUAAAUUUUGAUAUAGGCAAGAAGAACAAAAUCCAUCACCACAGCUAGAAAUAGCAUGUUAAAAUUAGUAAAGUUGCAAAGGUUGGCUGCGAAAUAUUGUAAAAUGCGGAAAAUAUAGCCCUGCGAAAUUUGCAAAUUUUGUAUAGGGCCGAAAGUGGUGCAUUUUCCCACGCGUAAUACAAAUUAACACAAAAUCAAAUUUCGUAGGGCUAUAUUUUCCUCAUUUAACAACAUUUCGCGGCCAAACUUUGCAAUUUUACUAAUUUUAACAUGCUCUUUCUAGCUGUGCUGAUGGAUUCUGUUCUUCUUGCCUCAUGGAUCAAAAUUUAAUCUAUCGCUGCAAUCAUCUAUUGUGGUGGCAAUGCCGAUGAAAGUAUUCUUAUAGAGUAUUCCACCAAUUCAGUUCCUCACACAAUCAAAUUAAGUUGAUGAGUUCCUUGAAAACGUGAUGACUCCCGAAUUUUUUAGGAACAUUUCUUUUGCCACGACUGUGAAAUUUUACUUACAUAAGCACGAAACUCGCUUAAGCAUUGUCUGUCAAUUCAUUCAUCGAAUGAUUCUUCCCUCUCUAGAUGGAAAGAUAUGUGGUUGAAACGUUUAAAGCAAGCUGGAGAGCCCUGGGUGAACACAUGGACCUCACAUCAAACUAGAGACGAGUUUUGGAAACACGCUUCCAUUUGUGAAGACUACUCCAAGGUAAUGGAAGCUAUAGGCAGCUGCGUAUUGAGAUACAGAAACAUUGCAGUUCUUUUUAUAUUUUUCAGGAGACUUAUAAAGUUUAUCCAAAGUCAGGAGACUUAUAAAGUUUAAUUAAAGGACAUUGGCAAUAAAAAUUAAAAAUAGGUUGUCUCAUUCAGAAGAACUCUUAAAAUUAUAUAUUAAACUCUAUUACCGAUUUGGCAAAUCUUGCUUUAGUUCUCGAAAUAUUUAGACCGAAAUUAAUGAGCCGUCCGGCCAUCUUGGACUAAUUAUUGACCUCAUUAACUAUGGUUUUGAUGACGAUAAAACUACUCUCUAUCAUAUAAAACUACUACAGAAAUAACUCUAAAAUGACCGAGUAUAACAUUCCAAAAUUUGCUGUGUUGGUGUAAUGUACUCAGGUGAAUAAGAUGUUUGUGUGAUGUUACUCUGAGUGUAUAUCCACACCGGGCAGGCUUCAGUGAAAAAUAUGCCUGGCCACGGUGGGAUUCGAACCUACGACCUUUGGAUACUAGCCCAAUGCUCUGCCAACUGAGCUACGCGGUCAGGUCGGUUCGUGUAUGCGAUAUUUCGGAACUGAGUCUAGUUCCUUCGAUAUCAGUGUAAUCUAAUAAUUAUGGAAUCUGCUGUGUUGGUGUAAUGUACUCAAGUGAAUAAGAUGUUUGUGUGAUGUUACUCUGAGUGUAUAUCCACACCGGGCAGGCUUGAAAAAUAUGCCUGGCCACGGUGGGAUUCGAUCCUACGACCUUUGGAUAACAGCCCAAUGCUCUGCCAACUGAGCUACGCGGUCAGGUCGGUUCGUGUAUGCGAUAAUGGGCUAGUAUCCAAAGGUCGUAGGAUCGAAUCCCACCGUGGCCAGGCAUAUUUUUCAAGCCUGCCCGGUGUGGAUAUACACUCAGAGUAACAUCACACAAACAUUCCAAAAUUGUUUGAAAUGUUUGGCCUAAGUGCCCUUACUAAAUUUUACUUCCCUUAAAUUCUACUUUCUUUUCAGAUAAAAUGUGGUGUGUUCCUUAUUGGUGGCUGGCUUGACGGGUAUCACAACGCGGUGUUUCGUAUGGCUGAAAACUUGACAUGUGAUUGGAAAGCUAUGGUUGGUCCUUGGCCACAUGAUUGGCCAGACGACUGUGUUCCAGGCCCCAACAUAGCAUAUCUGCCGGAGUGUUUAAGGUUCUGGGAUUAUCAUCUGAAAGGAAUUAAAAAUGGUCUCGAUAAAGAACCAAGGCUUCGCUUAUACCUUGAAGAAAGUAAGUGAAUUAUUGAGAGGCAAUUUUUUAGACACGUUCAGAAGUCUUAAAGCAACAAUCCCCUUUUAAAUGGACACAUGGUCUCAAUGUUGAUUAUUAGACGACUGCCUAACUUUCUGAAAGUUACACCAAGUUCUUCUAAAUGAAUUUGGAAACAAAAAUUCAAGGCCGUGAAAAUCUUUGAGUUUAUAAAGAAGUGCUUGAAUGUCCUUAAAUUGUUCUUGCUUUAGUGGAUAUUUUCUGAAAUUGUUUGACAUUAAGAAUUGCACAUAAUGAUUUUGGAAAUUGAUUUUGUUCAUGUCUCACAAAGGCCAAAACUGUUUGAAAUUCAUUAAAAUUGCCGUUUGAACAGUUUAACGUCACUUUUUACUGAUUUCUAACACAUUUUAUUUUCAGUCCUUUAGUCUUUGAAUUUCCUGAUAUAGUCCUUGAAUUUAACUCUUCCUGACCCUUAUGAACCCUGUUACAUCCUGAUGGCAUUUUCUGUUACAAGCUGCCUGCAACUGCCAUUUUCUUAGAGUAUAUAUCCAUUACUUUAAUGCUUUAAUGCUUUAAUGAAAUACUCCUAAAACAGUAUUAUACUACACUAGGAGGAGUUAUAUAUACUGAAAAACUAGAUAAUAUUUAUUU
Molecule: messenger RNA, 4483 nt
Organism: Paramuricea clavata
Lineage: Eukaryota; Metazoa; Cnidaria; Anthozoa; Malacalcyonacea; Plexauridae
Source: the annotation of a GenBank genome assembly